Messenger RNA from Caenorhabditis remanei, 534 nucleotides. RefSeq lists its product as uncharacterized. The transcript has 6 exons. NCBI's taxonomy places the organism in Eukaryota, Metazoa, Nematoda, Chromadorea, Rhabditida, Rhabditidae. The record is from RefSeq and is a predicted model, not a curated record. Bases 1 to 534 code for a protein of 177 amino acids.
AUGCCUCUGACUGUUCCUCUGAUCGGAAGAGAACUUUGCUUCUGGUGUGUUGAAAAUACUGAAGACGGAAAAUUCGUCCUUCCACCUAACAGUUCAUCUCUUCCGAUUUUCUCAACUUUUCACUUUGAAAGAUUAAAAGAAAUUCCUGCUCCAUACGUUUUGAAUGAAGUGAAAAAGAAGGAGAAGAAGCAGAAGUCUCCAACUCGUCAAAAACUUCCGAAGAAUCAGAAUUCCAAAGUGGCCAAAAAACCUAAAUAUUUCGAAGAAGGAAUUAAGAAGAAGAACGUCUAUUCUAAAAUUCACAAAAAUGCAAUCAAAACAAUCGCUUCUGAAUAUAAACCAGGAAAGAAAUGUGAUCAAUCCCAGAAACUGUUUCUUUGUGAUAUUUGUGAGUUCUCAUUCACUCUUCGACACAAUCUUCAAGUGCAUCUCGUUCAAUUCCACGGCACAACUGAAAAUAUUCCCGAGGAAAAAGUUGCAGUAUUGAAAGAAGUACUUCCACGGAAAAUGAAUGAAGAAGAGACAUUGGAAUGA